This is a messenger RNA of Candidula unifasciata, 2412 nucleotides long. The record is from the annotation of a GenBank genome assembly. Lineage: Eukaryota; Metazoa; Mollusca; Gastropoda; Stylommatophora; Geomitridae.
AUGGCACCAGCAGCGUGCUGUUUCGGUUUUUUGGUACUGAUAAUAACAGUUUCAAUUGUCUCGGCUCACCCACGUACUAACCAGCAAAACAGUAUGGCAAACCCAGGCCUCAACCCGUGUAGAAGCCUGAAAUGUCUCAAUGGAGGGUACUGCGACACUCUGUAUACUGGGAUAGCUCACUGUGUUUGUCGGCCUGGCUAUAGCGGGCAGCGGUGCGAAAUUCUCAAUAAUGUUGGAAGGAGUCCAUGUGACAAUUUCCUCUGUCAAAACCGUGGACGCUGUCUUAUCAACAGAUCCAAUGUACCGUAUUGUGAUUGUCCGACUGGAUACUCGGGCCAGCUGUGUGAAAUCGUCGAUCGUCAACAGCCUAAUGUGGACACCAUGAGCUGUAAUAAUUCAUGUUCCACGGCCACUUCGUGUCGUGUCUGUAUGCCAUGUGAAACCUGUCAACUAGAGACCAUAUGUUUGGCAUAUGAAAUAUUGGUUAAAGACUUGGACGCUGAAUGUCAUGCUCAAGGGUAUCUGGAAUCCUUGCUGGUCAGGGCACCAGCUCACCCUCUAGGGUACAGCCAGAUGAAAUGUCGAGGCACGGGUCCCAUCAGAGAAUGUCCUUUGGGAUCCACCUGCGUGGAUGACAGGAGAGGGGGUGCUACAUGCUGUCGCAAGAGAGUAGGCCUAGAUAACAUCGAGCAUAAACCUGGCACUUGUCCCGUGGCUCCUAACACGCAGACGUGUGGACGACUUAGUUGUCAGGGGGAUAUUGACUGUGCCGGAGACCUCAAAUGCUGCCAAUUUUGUGGGAACAGAUGCACGAAACCUGUAGAUCCUGUUGAUCGUGAGAACAGACCAUGUGAGAAUUUUGCUUGCAGCAAUGGUGGUCAGUGUUUACUACGAGGAACGGAACCGUACUGUGAAUGUCCUGCUGGGUUUACUGGGCCACGGUGUGAUUCCAGACAAGAUCCCUGUGCCAGUUUUACAUGCAGCAACGGCGGUCGAUGCCUUUUUCAAGGAUCACAAACGUAUUGCCAAUGUGCCGUAGGUUUUACAGGCCCCACGUGUGACGUCAUACUGGAUCCUUGCCAGACUGUUCGAUGUGCAAAUGGACGAUGUCUGUCUCGGGGUACAGACCCGUAUUGUGAAUGCACCCAAGGAUUCACUGGUCAAUUAUGUGACACUAGAAUAGAUCCCUGUCAGAAUGUUCCAUGUAUCAAUGGACGCUGUCUAAUUCGAGGUACAGACCCGUACUGUGAAUGCCAGCAAGGAUUUACUGGUCAAUACUGUGAUACUAGGCUAGAUCCCUGCCAAAAUAUUCAAUGUAUCAAUGGACGGUGCUUAUCUCGGGGUACAGUUCCCUACUGUGAAUGUCAACAAGGGUUUACUGGUCAGUUAUGUGAGACUAUAUUAGAUCCCUGUCAAAAUGUCCGAUGUGCCAAUGGUCGAUGCCUAUCUCGGGGUACAAUUCCGUAUUGUGAAUGCCAACAAGGGUUUACUGGCCAAUUGUGUGAUACUAGAAUAGAUCCCUGUCAGAAUGUUCGAUGUGCCAAUGGACGGUGCUUAUUUCGGGGCACAGAUCCAUACUGUGAAUGCCAACAAGGGUUUACUGGUCAAUUGUGUGACACUAGAAUAGAUCCUUGCCUGAAUGUUCGAUGUAUCAAUGGGCGAUGCUUAUCUCGGGGUACAGAUCCAUACUGUGAAUGCCAGCAAGGAUUUACUGGCCAAUACUGUGACACUAGAAUAGAUCCCUGCCAGACUGUUCGAUGUGCCAAUGGACGCUGUCUAUCUCAGGGUACAGUCCCGUACUGUGAAUGUCAACAAGGGUUUACUGGUCAAUUAUGUGAUACUAGAAUGGAUCCCUGUCAGACUGUUCGAUGUAUCAAUGGGCGAUGCUUAUCUCGGGGUACAGAUCCCUACUGUGAAUGCCAGCAAGGAUUUACUGGGCAGUUCUGCGAUGCUAGAAUAGAUCCUUGCCAGACAGUUAGAUGUGCCAAUGGUCGCUGCCUAUCUCGGGGUACAGUCCCGUACUGUGAAUGCCAACAAGGGUUUACUGGACAAUUAUGUGAUACUAGAAUUGAUCCCUGCCAAAAUGUUCGAUGUAUCAAUGGACAGUGCUUAUCUCGGGGAACAGAUCCAUACUGUGAAUGCCAGCAAGGGUUUACUGGCCAAUUCUGCGACACAAGAAUAGAUCCCUGCCAAAAUGUUCGAUGCAUCAAUGGACAGUGUUUAUCUCGGGGUACGGUUCCAUACUGUGAAUGCCAGCAAGGAUUUACUGGGCAGUUCUGCGACACAAGAAUAGAUCCCUGCCAAAAUGUUCGAUGUAUCAAUGGACGAUGCUUAUCUCGGGGUACAGAUCCAUACUGUGAAUGCCAGCAAGGGUUUACUGGCCAAUUCUGCGACACUAGAAUAGGUAUUUAG